Messenger RNA from Ylistrum balloti, 1071 nucleotides. Its product is annotated as testis-specific serine/threonine-protein kinase 3-like. Gene Ontology annotation, molecular function: tau-protein kinase activity; protein serine/threonine kinase activity; ATP binding. The transcript has a single exon. The record is from RefSeq and is a predicted model, not a curated record. Gene Ontology annotation, biological process: protein phosphorylation; microtubule cytoskeleton organization; intracellular signal transduction. Bases 1 to 1071 code for a protein of 356 amino acids. NCBI's taxonomy places the organism in Eukaryota, Metazoa, Mollusca, Bivalvia, Pectinida, Pectinidae. Gene Ontology annotation, cellular component: cytoplasm.
AUGCCCGUCGAUGAUCCAAUUCCCGCGCGAAAGAGAAGUCUUCAGGCGGAGUUGGAGUUGAUGAAGGGCGAAGUUGAGCAGAUUGAACAUCGCCGCUCAUCUUCGUCAUCCUCAAAGCUUGAGACGGUCUCCUACCGGCCAACGUACCGCGCUGUUCUUGCCAAGAAAGGUUAUUUGGUGCGACAGACUCUGGGAAGUGGUAGUUAUUCGAAAGUCAAGUUUGCACGAUGUUUCGAGCAUGAUCGAGAGAAAGUCGCAGUGAAAAUUGUCGACAAAGGAAAAGCUCCAAAGGAUUUCCAGCAAAGAUUUCUUCCUCGUGAAGUAGCAAUUUGGCCGCGGUUGAAGCACCCCCACAUAGUGCAAAAUCUUGAGAUCUUUGAGGAUAACAGACGUCUAUACAUGAUACUUGAAUAUGCUGAAAACGGGGAUGUGUUAAGAUAUAUUCAGAGAACCGGGGCGGUCACUGAAAAUCGUGCUGGCUACUGGAUCCGCCAAAUAGCGGAUGCCGUAAGAUACCUUCACGAAAUGAACAUAACCCACCGAGACCUCAAACUUGAAAACCUUUUGUUAGAUAUGGAGAACAAUAUAAAGAUAUGUGACUUCGGGUUUGUAAAAGAAGAGACCUCCCCAGAGCUGAGUCGGACUUACUGUGGAUCAAAGUCCUACGCUGCACCAGAAAUCCUUAAGGGCCAGCCGUACGACACGCGCAAGGCUGAUAUUUGGGCAAUCGGUGUCAUCCUCUACAUACUUGUUACUGGCAAAAUGCCUUUCGACGAAAGUAAAGGAAACAGGGGAGUUUUAGAGGAACAGAGAAACCUUAACUUCCCGUGGCAAAAAUUCAAGAAACCGGUGUCUGAAGAUUGUCAGAGCCUAAUUCUUUGGAUGUUUAGAUAUGACUACACUGACCGGCCGGAUAUUUACAAUCUUCUACAGCACCAGUGGCCAGUGGAAAAUUGCUCUACCUCCCAGUCGGACUGUCCGAAGCGUGAAAUGACCGGUUCUAUAGGUCACGUGACUCGAAAGUCCAGCAAGUCCAACCCAAUCCCGAUGCAGUCUGCAAAUGAUCAGUAA